CCUCGUUUUAAGAUCGCCAACAGAGUAGCCGGUCUGUCGCAUAUUGCCAGGCACAGGCAAUGGUAAAGUUGGCAAAGUGAUUGUCUAAUCAGCAAGCUUCAGCCAAGCAAGGACCGACUUUCAGAGCGUUUUUUUGGUCGCCCAACCAACAGCUCCCGUCGGAGUCGGGAUGAUCUCCAACUGCGGGGGAGUAAUCAGUGACUUGGCCUCUGCGUGUUGAUUGCGGGGUAGCUACAGUGGGAUGAGCCGCCCCGGAGCUACUGCUGUCUGUGGGGACUGACAGACACGCCUACACAUACAGUAGUCAAUGCGGUCUUCCAGAGGCUCUCCCUCCCUGUGGCUGAACACCCAGCAGCACCACCAUGUCCCGCGUUUCCUCCACAGCCAAGCGCUAUGCUGGCUCCUCUUACACCAGCCACUACAGCUCCUAUGGCUCCUCCUUGACCCCAGGCCUUAGCUCCUAUGGCGAGCGGGAUAAGCUGUCCUCCUACAAGUCCCCCACUUCCCCCUCCUCAGGAUACUCUUCCCCUUCCAGUUACCUAAGCAGCUCCUCCGCCCGCACACGCAACUACAGCACUUCGUCUGAGCCAGACCGUGACCGCGGCCGAAUUGUCCCACGCAGCGACAUCCUUGGGAGUAGCAGCAGUAGCCGCCGCAGUGAGAGCCUAAGCCGCACCCCCAUCAAGGCCUAUGGAGGAUCGGGUCUAAAUGGGGGGUCAGCCUACUCAGGCUACAGCUCCUACUCUUCCUCCUCAGUGCAGCCCAGCUACCUCACCUCCUCACCGAUGGCCUCCAGCAUUUCGCUCAGCCGACGCAAGUCCGUGUCCCAGAGCGACCUGAGCAGGGAUCUGUCUACCCUGGGCCUCACUGACCCUUCCCCCUCCCCGCCUUCUUCCUCCAGCAGUGCCCUGAGGAGUUACCGCAGUCGCACCAGUGAUGUGGCCGACCUGUAUGGCAGCAGCAGCAGCUCGCGUCCGGGCUACUCGGGCCUGUCUCGGAGCUCCACUCAGGAUGCCCUCUCGCGGAGCACCACCCAGGAGGCCUUCGGCAGCAGCCGCAGCAGCAGUAGAGGGUUCAGCUCCUCUUCAUGGGAAAGGAGCAACCAUGGGUAUUCCAGCUCCCCCACCAGGGACUCCACGAACUCUAAGAGUGCCCAGGGCCUGGUGGGACUACGGAACCUGGGGAACACUUGUUUCAUGAACAGUAUCCUGCAGUGUCUCAGCAACACACACAGCCUGCGAGACUACUGCCUGCACAAUUCGCACCGUAGAGACCUUAACAACAACAGCCGCACCAACACAGCCCUCAUGGAAGAAUUUGCCAAGCUGAUCCAGACUAUGUGGACGUCAUCCAGCAGUGAGGCGGUCAGCCCCUAUGAGUUCAAAACUCAGAUCCAGAGAUACGCUCCCAGAUUUGUGGGAUACAACCAACAGGACGCCCAGGAGUUCUUGCGUUUCCUCCUGGAUGGCCUGCACAAUGAGGUCAACAGGGUCACUGUCAGGCCUAGAGGCACUGUGGAGGACUUUGACCAUCUCCCGGAUGAGGAGAAAGGGAAGAAGAUGUGGAGCAAAUACUUGGAGAGAGAGGACAGUAAGAUUGUAGACCUGUUUGUAGGCCAGCUGAAGAGUUCUCUGACCUGCAGCCACUGUGGUUUCUGCUCCACUGUCUUCGACCCCUUCUGGGAUCUUUCUCUACCUAUCGCCAAGAAGGGCUAUGGUGAGGUGAGCCUUAUGGACUGUAUGCGGCUCUUCACCAAAGAAGAUGUCCUCGAUGGGGACGAGAAGCCAACAUGCUACAGGUGUAAAGCCAGGAGAAGAUGCACAAAGAAGUUCACAAUACAGAAGUUCCCUAAGAUCUUAGUGCUUCACCUGAAACGAUUCUCUGAAGCCCGUAGAACCAGCAAACUGUCCACCUUUGUCAACUUCCCCAUGAAAGACCUUGACCUGCAUGAAUUUGCCUCUGAAAAUACCAUUAAUGCAGUGUACAACCUGUAUGCAGUGUCCAACCACUCAGGCACCACUAUGGGUGGUCACUACACAGCUUAUUGUCGCAAUCCCACCUCGGGAGAAUGGUACACCUUCAAUGACUCCAGAGUAACGCCAAUGUCCUCCAGCCAAGUGCGCAGCAGCGAUGCCUAUGUGUUGUUUUAUGAGCUGGCUUCCUCCUCACGGAUGUGAGCACCUCCUGGAGGACAAGGGGCCAUGGUACCAGAUAACUCUCUAGAUGGACUGGAAGAUGGAGCAAUAGGAGAGAGGAAGAGUGUCAGUGGAGCCAUGCCUCAUUUGGCUCAUUUGGACUUGUAUUUCACAUUUACAUGGACACAUAAACACACAGUCACGCUCAACAAACACAACACAAACUUCCACAUCUUGAAGGCUGCAUCCCCCAUAAGCCUAAAUAUCUCAUCCUAAACCCAGUCAUAACUGACAGAGAGAAAGAGCAGCACUCUGUAUAUGCAUGAGUGUUUGUGUGUGUGCAUGUGUGUGUAACUGUAUGUGUCUUAGUCGUCAGUGUGUGUGUGUGUGUGUGUGUGUGUGUGUGGGCGCGUGUGUGUAUGUGAAGCUUACACAGGGGAUCCGUGCCAGGCAAUAAUCCUAUCUGCCUAACAGACAGACAGGUGAAACCGUCUCCAUCUCAAAAGUCCGUCUCUAUGCAGUGCGAACCCAAAUCUCAUGCCAGCUGCACCUUUUCCUGAAUUCUUCAUCAUUGCAUUUGCCUCAAAAAUUAUAUUUGAAAAAAAAAAGAAAAAAAAACAUUAAGACUUGUUGCACUUAUCAUACUUUUUGCUUUGGAUUUUAUUUUAUUUUUUUGAUUUUUGUACCUGUAUUUCCCUAGCACAAUGAAUAACAUCAUUAACCACCACUUUUGAAACUUGCUGAGUUGUGGCAGUACGACAGCAGCGGGAGAGAACGUCACAGGACUGGUGAUUGUUGCAUGACGCUCACAGCCUACUGGCCAGCCUGGCUACCCCAGUUGGCCCUUCCACUGUGCUACCACACUCCUGUAGUCCGUCUGUUGGAGAGAUAACUGCUAAACUCUGUGUCUACUCUCCCCCUCGCCACCCACCCCCAAAAAAGGUGAUUGGGAGGCCAGCAGCACUGUGAGUGUGGCCUAUUUUGGAGCCUUCCCCUCAAACUUGUGUUUUAUUUAAUUAGUUUUCCCUGUGUGGCUGCUACUGAUGUUUUACAAGUGUUGUGAAUGAAUGGACGAUCCAGUAGGGAUGUGAUAGGACUUAAUAACGUGGAUGGUAACAAUCCUCAUCCUCAGCAUGGGGUAUUUUCUUCCUCUCUUGUUUCAUGCCAUUGAACAACACAGAAAGAAUGUUUUCAACAUGAAAAAAAAAACAAAAAACACUAUAUCUGUAUAUUUUUAUAUCCUGAUGCAAUAUAGAGAAUGUACUACUCAGUGGUGCUGAAAAUGACCCAUAACUGUUUUCAGUCGGUUCAUUUAACAGGUUUCAAGAGAGAAAAAACUUAUUAUUUAUGCUUACAGCUGAUAAUGUGAUGAGUCACACAUUUCAACAGUGGCAGUCAAACACAUUAUAUAUAUAUAUAUAUAUAUAUAUAUAUAUAUAUAUAUAUAAAUAUAUAUGAGAAUAAAUUCUAUGAAGCGGUGGUUUUACUUUUACACUGUGUUGUCUUUUUUUUUUGACUGGACUAAAGCCAAAAGACUUGUUUUCAGAAUUUCUCAUUGCCAACGGUCAUCACCAAUCAAGUUGCCUUUUGGGACCCUCACAUUGAAACACCAACGGUUUUGUCUCUUGAAAAAAGGGCCAAAGCAUACCGGUAAUUUAAUGUGUCAGUGGAACUCCAGAGAAUAAAGGGUUUUUUUUGUUUUUUUUUUAACCAUCACAUGCAUGCUACUAUGAACUAAAUUAAAUAAAUUGUAUGCAGUUAUGUGAGAAAUAGCGACAUGAAAUAAACUGGCUAAAAGCCAGAAAAAGGCAAACACAAAUUUCAGAGACGCAAUAGUGUCGUGGUUGUCUGCAGAAUGUGCAUUACAAGCGCUUUUUAGUGCUCAUUCCUGAAUCAUAGGCCUCCGUUUAGCUUGGGAGAACACAGGGUGCAAUCUUACUUUUGUGAUAUCAUUUGUCUUGGGGAAAGUAAACACAAAGGGCUCUCUCCUUCGCUUUCAGACACCAUAUAAACACAUCCUUUCCUUUAAAGAUGGAACCCUGUGUAUAAAUAAGAGUACUGUUUACAUCCUGCAGGUGACCUCACCGUCUAUUUCUGCACCCCAUGAUCUGCAGCCUUCUGCAUGGUGGGACCUGAUACCAUGUAAGGUCUACCAGCCUCUUUGUCUGCACCCAGGCUAUAAAAGAGAGCCCGGGAAGGACACAAUUUUUGA
Molecule: messenger RNA, 4347 nt
Organism: Lampris incognitus (smalleye Pacific opah)
Lineage: Eukaryota; Metazoa; Chordata; Actinopteri; Lampriformes; Lampridae
Gene: usp2a
Product: ubiquitin specific peptidase 2a
Exons: 14
Coding region: 363-2177 (604 amino acids)
Biological process (GO): protein deubiquitination
Cellular component (GO): cytoplasm
Molecular function (GO): cysteine-type deubiquitinase activity
Source: RefSeq, a predicted model, not a curated record